AUGCAGCAUCAGUCGUCAGAUUAUAGCUUCGGUGAUAUAGUGUUGGACGACUCGCUGCUCCAAGAUCUGAUGCAGAUGCCUUCGCCCAUGGCUCACGAUAUACAAGCGGCGCCUGCCGACCAUGUGCAGCAAGUCCAGGCUCUGGCGCCGGCCGUCCAACACCACCACCAACAGAUGCCGGCCGAGUCGUCACCUCAAGGCUUCCACAACCAAAUGCUAGGUGAGUCGUCGGCUCGACGCUUCCACGCUCAUGUGCCAGACCCGGCGUCCACUUGCGGCUCCAGUCGGACGCCGAUGCCGGCAUGCCAGCAAGACAUCCUUAGCCCUCGUUCCUCCGGCUGCUCCUCCAUGGUGCACGAGUACUUGAUGCAAAAUGACCAAGUUGAUAUUGCCGAGGCGCCCCUCAUGAGCGACAGCGGCAGCAACGGUGUCCCAAGCGCGGGCUUAAUGGAGGAUGAAGAAGGUUUCGUGCCGCUUGUGCCUGGGCGACUACAAUGUAGCCAAUGCCAUCUUGUUCGGCAGAUCAGGUUCCAAUGUGAGAUUCCACUUGUUCACAUCUUUCUCCACAGUGCGACGCACACAAGCUUCGAGGAUGCUAUCCGUAAUCACAAUGUGUCCACGCGAGGAACCUUUGAGCAUGCUAUCCUUGAUCGCCAUCACUUUACUGUCGGCGGACAAGUCCCUAGAGCCGAACGGAUGUACAUUGAUUUCCGUAGGCACACAGGUGAGUUUGUGCUCAACUUUCUUGCAAACAUUGUGGAUGCACUAAGGAGGGAAAAGGGGGGCACCCUAGAGGACACCUCUGAAACUGUCCAGAGAGCGCCGGCCAGAUCCAAUAUCAUCCCAGGUCCGGCACUUCGAAACGACACAGUGCAGCAAGUGGAAACUACAAUGCUGAACAUGAUCAUAAACUCCACUGCUGUAAAUGCAGAAGCAGCGCAGCCGGCACCACCGCCUCCUGCUGCUGAACCGGAGCUGGCCAUUGAGGCAACUGCAAACACCGCGCAUGAAAUACUAACGCCUACUAAUAUUUUCGACUCUUCCGGUGUCGUUCCGGAAGAGCAGCCCAUUAGUGAGGCUGCUAAGCUGCAACAAGAGGCGGCGGCGAGGUUGAGCGAGGAGCAGGAGGAGGAGGAGGAGAUGCGGCAGUACCUGCACGAGAUGAUGGUGAAGGCUCGGAGGGAACUGGACAUGCCAUACGGCCCGGUACAGAAGUUUUGCCGUGGCAAUACCUACACCUGGAUGUGGCGCCGGAUUAGUACCCUCAACAGGAGGAUCAUAAACUUUGAGGAGAAAUCAUUGAAUGUUACACUAAAUGGACUGUUGACAAUCAAGACGGAGGUCGAUGAAGCAGUUGUUGAGAAAGAACGGCUCCUUGCUGAAAUCGUCAGGGGUAUGAAGAAGCAGAGGGAGAGCUGGGGCAAAAAUGACAGGGAAGCUGGUACUUCCGGUACCAAGAAGGCUGGUGGCGCUUCGAACUAA
Molecule: messenger RNA, 1482 nt
Organism: Triticum aestivum (bread wheat)
Lineage: Eukaryota; Viridiplantae; Streptophyta; Magnoliopsida; Poales; Poaceae
Exons: 5
Coding region: 1-1482 (493 amino acids)
Molecular function (GO): DNA-binding transcription factor activity
Source: RefSeq, a predicted model, not a curated record